Molecule: messenger RNA, 1059 nt
Organism: Closterium sp. NIES-65
Lineage: Eukaryota; Viridiplantae; Streptophyta; Zygnematophyceae; Desmidiales; Closteriaceae
Source: the annotation of a GenBank genome assembly
AUGGGUCGGAAGCUUCCGCGAAACGGGUCGAAAGAGCUUACCGAUUCGCUGCUUCUGACCGCGUGGCUGGCGACUGUAGCGCCCGCUACAUCCGACCGGCCCUCGAUCUUAUCCGAUUCUUCGUUAUUGUCACCCCUCGCUACAGUCAACUACUUCGCGUUCGGAUCAAAUCUCAACCUGGAUCUGCUACAGCGGCGGUCAACGGGAGUCAACGCGCCUGUAGCACACGUUCUGGGUUCGGCUGUAGCAGAGGAGGAUCCGGUUGUAGCAGAGCCGGCGGUGGUGUACCAUCAUCGCCUGGCGUUCAACAUCCGCGUGCUGCCGCCAUUUGAACCGGCUGUAGCGGCGAUUGAGCCUGUCGCAGGGAUAAGGUCGGCUGUAGCGGGAAAUAGGCGGGAUAAAGCCGCGGGGAUCAGACCAGCUCUAGCGGGACGUGAAUCGGCUGUAGCGCAAAGCAGGGAGGCUGUAGCUGAGGCCGGUUCUGCUGUAGCGCGAAACGGGGCGGCUGUAGCGGGGAUGGAGGGAAGCGACGGAAGUCCGAGUGUGCAUGGAUUGGUGGUGCAGAUGCGACGAAUCGACUACGAACGGCUUAUGUGGUCAGAAGGCAUCUCUCGCGACGAGCAGCGACCCUAUAUAGAGCACCUCGUUACAGCACACACCUACUCCGGCAGUACUGUACAGGUUCUGCUUUUCCCUCCUCCCCACCGCCGUUCUUUCUCCUCCAAAUUCCCCUUCUCUAUACUCUUCCUACUGCAGCCUUCAACCCUCCGAGCCAAUCCCAACAGCCCCUCGUUCCUCCCCUCUUGCAAGGAGCUUCCCCCCUCUCUCCGCCGUUUCUCCUCUCUACCCCCCAUCCGCCCCUCUUAUCCCUCUCCCCUCUCUACAACAGGCCCUAACCCUCCGAGCCAAUCCCAACAGCCCCUCGUUCCUCCCCUCUCGCAAGGAGCUGCCCUUCUGAGAAUUCUCAAAAGCGACUCAAAGGAGCAUCCUUUCCCCCCUUCCCCACUCUCUCAAACCCACCCCCCUCUCUCCCCUCGCCCCCGCUAUCCCAGGCCCUAA